AUGGAUUUCGGGGUGCGAUGCGCGUCGAGCGCCUGGGGGCUGUUAUGCGGCGUCUGGUCGGCCGCGCUGCUGCGGAAAGCGCUGAAAACGUCGACCGAUACGCUGAGCAGAAUGUACGCGUCGCCGCCGUUGGAAGGGUGCGAAGAGUUGGUGUGCCUGGCGGUUGGAUAUUUCAUGUACGACGCCAUCGUGUCGCAUAAGCACUACGGCAUGCAGUAUUUUUUGCACGCCGUCAUCUCUGUGGUGACUUUCUUGGCGCCGCAGUUCAUGCCGAAGGGCUUUUUACACAUGUACGCGGCGAAUUUCCUGCUCUGGGAAGCUACGCUGCCGUUUUUGGCCGCGCGAUACAUCAUGAUCAAGGCUGGAAUGGGAUCUACGAGAGUUUUCAAGAUCGUUGAACUCACUGGGUUCGGGCUUUGGGUGUUCAUCCGCUUCUUCAUCGGAGUGCCGAUGAUGUACUUGUACUUCAGCGACGCGUACUCGAUGUUCAAGGCGGGCAAAGCGAGUCCGCUUUGGUUAUACAUAUGGUACACGUUUGCGAGCGCGGCGUUGCAGUUGAUGAACGUCAUUUGGUUAACGGCGAUCAUUAAGACCUUGUUUACAAAGUCUAGAACCACCGUGACGCCUGAGAAUUUCGGGCAGAACAAUAAGAAAGAGUAA
Messenger RNA from Ostreococcus lucimarinus CCE9901, 660 nucleotides. RefSeq lists its product with no specific name. Lineage: Eukaryota; Viridiplantae; Chlorophyta; Mamiellophyceae; Mamiellales; Bathycoccaceae. The transcript has a single exon. The record is from RefSeq and is a predicted model, not a curated record. Gene Ontology annotation, cellular component: endoplasmic reticulum; membrane. Gene Ontology annotation, biological process: lipid homeostasis. Bases 1 to 660 code for a protein of 219 amino acids.